UCAGUUAAAAAUCCGAGUCUUCUUUCAGAUCCAAACACCAACAAUCCAUAACACAAAGCCCUAAUUCUCUCUCUCUCUCUCUCUCUCUCUCUCUCUCUCUCUACGUUACGUCACAACAGUGAAAGCUUGGGGACUUCUUCCUUUCCUUCCUUCAUUUUUAUCAGAUUAGAUGUGACUUUUUCCCCAUUUUGCUGCAGGAGGGAAGGCCAUAUGAGUUGUCUGACCAGGAUAAAACAUAAUAUUGUUUGUCAACUUCAAUAGCUUGUUUGUUCCAUUGGUGUACUAGAGAUGGGUAAAUGCAAGGGGUGUGGAAAAUUAGGAAGAAUGGUACCAAGGGAUUUAUCUGUGAGUGCUUAUCAAUUUUCUCUUCUUCUAUCUCCUGUUGUUUCUGUUUGGGAUUGUAUUGUUCGUAAGAUGAGGUAUUCCUUCAGACCCGAGUGGGUGUAGGAGUAGCUGCUUGUAUUUUUACAUUACAUUAGUUCCCAAGUUGGGAACUAAUUAGAACUUAUAGUGUUAAAUUAAGAGAAGCAAAUAAUAAAAGAAACAGUGAUAGAGAUAAUGUAUACGUCUUAGAGAAAUUUUCUUGAAGAAAAGUUCAGAAACAGUAUUGCGUAUUUAGAAGGGUUUUUUGUGUUAUUCGAUAACAUGGAAUGUACUAAAGUGCCAUCUGGUGUUAGAAAAGUGAAGAAGAAGCAGGUGAAGGAUGAGUUGGAUCGUAUCAAGCAAGCUGAGAAGAAAAAGCGCCGCUUGGAGAAAGCCCUGGCUACUUCGGCAGCCAUCAUUUCGGAGCUAGAGAAGAAGAAGCAAAAAAAGAAAGAAGAACAGCAGAGGCUUGAUGAGGAGGGCGCUGCGAUUGCUGAAGCAGUUGCCCUGCAUGUCCUACUAGGUGAAGACUCGGACGAUUCUUGUAAGAUAAUGCUGAAAAAGGAUGAAGGGUUCAACCCUUGGGAUUGUGCUGGUAAUAUUGACCUCUUUAUGGGCGAAACUACAUUAGCCCUUCCUCAUCAAGACCUCUCAGAACAUUCACUUGAAGGACUUAGGUGGAUUUCUAAUGCUCAUGGAUACGGUUGCAAGUGGAAUGAUUUGGAUAAUAAUGAUUGGUCAAUCUCAUCUAUUCCUUUUGAGAGUGAUCUCCACACUUCAUAUUUUGAUAAGGGAGGUUGGGAUGCUACAGAGGUCUCUGUGGGUCUUAUUGCAGCACAGGCUGUUGCCUCACUCCAAAUCGCUGAAGAUUCACAUGUAGACACAUUGACCUUCAACAGAAUGUUAAGAGGGUAAGGUAAACUCUGAUAUAUGUUGUGGUCACUUCGGUGUCUUUGCCUUGGUCAUGGUUCUGAAUAAUGUGCUGUAUAUAUUUUCCCUGCAUUUGCCCUUCUUAUCUAUUGAAAAUCAUGCUUGUACCAAAUUUAAUAUUGUUCUGAUGAGAUGCUUUCAAGCUCGUUUGUUUGGCCA
Cornus florida is the source of this 1452-nucleotide messenger RNA. RefSeq lists its product as uncharacterized. The transcript is spliced from 2 exons. The coding region runs from base 646 to 1278 and encodes 210 amino acids. Lineage: Eukaryota; Viridiplantae; Streptophyta; Magnoliopsida; Cornales; Cornaceae. The record is from RefSeq and is a predicted model, not a curated record.